AUGGUUGGAAAAAGAGAGGGGCUGGCAGCAAAGCUCAAGCGCGAUUGUCCGCAAAUGAUUAACAUCCACUGCGUUUGUCAUAAGCUGGCACUGGCUUGUGUUGAUGCUGAUCAAGAUUUGAAGUACGUUGAUCACAUGGCAACCAUAAUUCGACAGCUGUGGCAAAGCAUGGAAAACUCAUCCAAGCGCACCAAGGCAUACAUGAAGACCCAGAUGCAGCUUCACAGCAUUGGCCUCAACAGAAAAUCGAAGAAGAAUGUCUUCAAAAAGCUGAAGAAAGCUUGCAAGACAAGAUGGUUGUCUUUCAACAAUUCUGUUGCUUCGUUUUUUGAAGAUCUUCCAGCUGUGAUGCUAGCCCUCAGUAGCUUACCUGAGUCUGAUGCUAUGGCCUAUGGUCUGCUCCAGAACAUCAAAAAUGCCAAAUUUAUUGCAGCGUUGUACAUCCUGCAUAGUGUUCUGCCUCACCUGGCUUACUUGUCAAUGGCUUUUCAAAAAGGCAAAGUGAAUUUUGGCCACAUUGAGCCUGCCCUCCAGUGCACUAAGGACGCCCUGGAAGAGCUGAAAACAGGACAAAUGCUCCAAAAACUCAAAACAGAUCUAACACUUGAAGGUAAAUUAUUUAAGGUUUAAAACAUUGAAUUGUUUUGAUCAAAUUUUCUUAUUUAUUUUACUUUCUAUAGUACCGGAAUUAUUAACUCAUGUGUGCUGUACUCUCAAAUUUACUUCUUAGGACGAUUAUCCCCCAUUGCACAAGAUGUCAUAAUUGACGACCGCACCUAUGAAUGGGCUGAGGGAUUCCUCAAUAAGUAUAUUGAUGCCUUGGUAGCAAACCUGGAGAAGAGGUUCGAGAAACUUCCAGUUGUGGCGGCCUUCUCCAUCUUCCACGUUGAAGAUCUCCCAAAUCGGGACGACCCCUCUUUCCAAGAUUAUGGAAAAGACAACAUAAAGCAGUUGUCACAACACUUUGGCGUAAGUUUGUAUCUCUAUUAA
This is a messenger RNA of Porites lobata, 990 nucleotides long. The record is from the annotation of a GenBank genome assembly. NCBI's taxonomy places the organism in Eukaryota, Metazoa, Cnidaria, Anthozoa, Scleractinia, Poritidae.